CCUAGUAGCCAAUGCGCACGCAACCUCUACAGUCUACGGACGACAGGCGCCCCGGCACUACCGUCCAACCAACCACACCAACACACCGCCAUGUCACUCCGGCGCCUGCUAGGCUUCUCCGCCACCGUCUCCGGCCGCCUCCCCCUCCGCCGCUGCCUCACCACCGCCGCCGCUCCGCACCCACCAUGCCCCCGCUCCCCCUCCACCGCCGCCCCCAAGCACCCGCCGUGGGCCAUGAUUGACUACAACUCCCUCGUCGACGAAUCGUCGUCGGCGCCGGGCGCGUGCUUCGGCCCCGUCGAGCCUCCACUUGUCUCCCGCAUCACCGCCCCGGCGCACCUCCUCAAUCCCAGGGAGCGCCCCGCCGCCGGCAGCAGCGUCGUCCAACUCGUCACCGGCCACGUCAACGCCACCAGCGGCGACGGCCACCUCCUCCUCGCCUACUACGACAUCCUAGGGGAGGGUCCCCGAGAAUCCUGGAACGGCAACGCCGACGUCGAGGCCGAGCGCUGCAUCUGCAACCCCAUCAGCGGCGAGGUGCUCCGCCUCCCGUACCCCGGUGGCCCCGGAGGGUCCAGGAAGAACCUGGGCCACCGCCACAUGGGCCUCCUCACCCAAGCCGGCGGCGGUUGCGGGCACGGCCCCCCUGACAGGUUCGCCGUCGCCGACAUCGUCAGCCAGCGUGACCGCAUCGUCGAUCGGUUUCUCCCGGAGGUAGGCAGGUGGGAUCUGCUUCUUGGCGUACCAUGCCGGCCACCGCUCGCGUGGGAGAUGGAGAUGGACCAAGAGACGGUGGCCUUCGCCGGCCGCCUCUGGUGGGUCGACCUGACCUGCGGCGCCGUCUCCAUGGACCCGUUCAGCAACCAGCCGGAGCUCCGCUUCGUCCCGCUGCCGAAUGGCACCUCGCUCACCUUCAUUCUCUUGGAACACAAAGACUCGAGCGCGGAGCAUCUUGCCCAGUUCAGGCGGGAGGUGGCCAAGUGCCGGCGCAUCGGCGUCAGCGAGGGGAGGCUGCGCUUCGUUGACGCGUCCAUUCACGACCCAUUCCUGCUCAGCUCGUUUGUGCUUGACGACGAGGCCAGGAGCUGGACGCUGGAGCACCAGGUGGAGCUCAGGAAGGUCUUGGAGGAUGGAGGCCACCCGUGCGAACAGGCGAAGAGGCCGCCGCAGAUCGCCGUCAUCGACCCACUCAACGCCGACAUCAUCUACAUCACCGUCGGCGAGCAGAAGCACAUCGUCGCCGUGGACAUGUACCAGGAGAAGGUGAUUGGGAGCUCUCCGCUUCAAAACCAAUACCAUUCGCUUGUACCAUGCGUUCUUCCACCCUGGCUUGGAUCAAGCCAGAUUCCUAACAAAGGAACUGCCUCCAUGCCUUCAGAAUGGCCGCAGGGCUAUCAUCAGCGUCGUUCUAGCAACGGUUCUUCUGAGAAAGUACUUAAGGUGGCAGACGGAAGGUUGGUGCUUGCUUGAAGGAUGCGGAAGAAUCAUCUAAAGGUUUGCUAAUUUUACCUGUUUUAGGUUUAGUUCAAAUGUGCUCAUUGUUUAGUUGUGCACGUCCGCAUAGGCAAGUGAGUUCCCAGACCAUGUUCACACUGGAAGCUGAGAAACUCUGAUAAAAACAGAGCAGAGAUGGAUUCCUAUUAAUCCUUUUGGUGAACGCAAAUUAGAAUGUUUUUACUUUAUGCAUGUUCUUUUUGAGUUUGCUUUACGCAAAUUGAAUACUUGUUACCGUCUUUAAAAUCAUAGUCCUUGUGGUUUAUAUUUUUUGAGUUGGAAACUGGAAGGUACUCCCAGAAACCUUACCGCUGCUUUUCUUUGGUUGAAAGUAUUUUGAUUAUUGCUGUGGACUGUGGUUUUGGUUCGUUGUGAACUGCAACCCUCAUAUUUACAUAUCUGCUGUUUUACAAUUGAUUGGUGUUACUCGCAAAUGUUUUUGAAAUGGAUGCAAUUUAGACUAUUAGGCAUAGACACGUCGGGUAGGCAGCAGGUCUGGUUCGAACCAUUGUUACACUCCGAAUGCCACCAGUGCCUAGUUGGCUACUCAAAUAGGGCUGUGUUUUGUCAACUUAACCUCGAAAUAAAUUGAUUCAGGAAAUGAGCCUUUGAACCUUUUGGAGUGGUCUAGUAGCAUUGGAGAUCUCAUGUUCCUUCUGUACCCAUUUCUAAGACCUCUGGAUCUGCCGUUAUCCACGUGAAAAUUCAGGUAAAGGUUUGUCAUUUCCUUCAUUGAGCAAAGCAAGAGCUCAAUUCUUUGAGUGCCCAAGGAUUGAAUUCUUUCAUUCACAUAUUAUACCACCUAGGAAAGCAAAAAUAAAUAAAUAAAUUCAUUUAGAGCAACUCUAGCAGUCGGCAUUUUGGCAUCCUCCAUAACGCGUAUGGAGCGCGCUCCAUGCUAUUAUGGAGGCCGGCAAGGCAAAGCGCAAACUUGGAGUCGCCAUAUUGGCAGCCUCCAUAUUUUUUUCUUUUCUUUUCUGUUUUUUGGGUUGCAUUAACUAAAU
Triticum aestivum (bread wheat) is the source of this 2498-nucleotide messenger RNA. RefSeq lists its product as uncharacterized. Bases 91 to 1470 code for a protein of 459 amino acids. The transcript has 3 exons. Lineage: Eukaryota; Viridiplantae; Streptophyta; Magnoliopsida; Poales; Poaceae. The record is from RefSeq and is a predicted model, not a curated record.